CCGCGCGCUCCCCCUCCCUAUGAGACGACUCUCUCUGUGUGCUCUUCCUCGCCUCAUCUCCUCCUCAUUUCGCUCUUCCCUGCUCCCCGCCUUCUUCCUUGUCUGCCCUCUUCCUUCUUUUUCUCACGUUUCUUCGCCUUCUUAUUAUUCCUUCUGCGUGUCUGCUGCUGACGGCGGUCGCGCGGGAGAGGGGGAAAUGGGGGAGAAUAACGGGAAGGUCAGGAGGGACGAAGCCUACCUCGAGGCCGUCCUGCAGAAGCGGGUUCGCGUGUUUGAGAGCAUCCAGGCUGAGCAGAUCGCCCAUCGACAGAAGAUUGGCGGGGAGCCCAUCAAAGUAACAUUGCCUGAUGGUAAUGUCAAAGAGGGAAAGAAGUGGUUGACGUCACCCAUGGAUAUUGCGAAGGAAAUCUCAAAGGGCUUAGCUGCAAGUGCUUUAAUAUCCAAAGUAAAUGGGACACUGUGGGACAUGACAAGACCACUUGAGGGCGACUGUCAGUUGGAGUUGUUCAAAUUUGAUUCCAAUGAAGGGCGUGACACUUUUUGGCAUUCUAGUGCCCACAUCCUUGGAGAGUCUCUCGAAAGGGAAUAUGGAUGCAAGUUAUGCAUUGGACCAUGCACUACACGAGGAGAGGGCUUUUACUACGAUGCAUUUUACAAUGGGUUGACUUUGAACGAGGAGCACUUUGACCUAAUAAAAUCACAAGCAAUGAAAGCUGUUGCAGAAAAACAACCCUUUGAACGCAUUGAAGUUUCAAGGAAACAAGCUCUUGAAUUAUUUGCUGAAAAUAAUUUCAAGGUUGAAAUAAUUAAUGACCUGCCAGAGGACAAGACAAUCACUGUUUAUAGAUGUGGACCACUAGUUGAUCUUUGUCGCGGUCCACAUAUUCCAAGUACAUCCUUUGUAAAAGCUUUUACUUGUUUAAAGGCAUCUUCAUCCUACUGGAGAGGAGAUUCAACCAGAGAGAGUCUGCAGAGGGUCUAUGGGAUCUCAUUUCCUGAUCAAAAACUUCUUAAGGAAUAUUUGACCAAAUUGGAAGAAGCAAAGAAAUAUGACCAUAGAAUAGUUGGGAUUAACCAAGAGCUUUUCUUUUUUCAUCCACUCAGCCCUGGAAGUUGUUUUUUCCUACCAAAUGGGACUAGAAUUUACAACAAGUUGAUGGAAUUUAUUCGAUCUGAAUACAGGAAAAGAGGAUAUGAAGAGGUUCUAUCUCCAAAUAUGUACAAUAUGCAGUUAUGGGAAACAUCAGGCCAUGCUGCAAACUAUAAGGAUAACAUGUUCGUCUUUGAGGUUGAGAAACAAGAGUUCGCUCUCAAGCCAAUGAACUGUCCUGGGCAUUGUUUGAUGUUUGAUCAUAGGGUUCGAUCAUACAGAGAGCUGCCCCUGCGAAUUGCAGAUUUUGGGGUUUUGCAUCGCAAUGAACUAAGUGGUGCUCUUACAGGCUUAACUCGUGUUCGAAGAUUCCAACAGGAUGAUGCCCAUAUAUUCUGCAUGGAGAGCCAGAUAAAGGAUGAAGUCAGGUCCGUGUUGGAUUUUAUAAACCACGUAUAUGAUAUUUUUGGCUUCACCUUUGAGUUGGAGUUAUCAACGAGGCCGACCAAUUUCUUGGGUGACAUUCAGACGUGGGAAAAGGCGGAGGCUGCCUUAGCAGAUGCACUAAAUGAGUUUGGUAAGCCCUGGCAGAUAAAUGAAGGUGAUGGUGCAUUUUAUGGUCCGAAAAUUGAUAUUGGUGUUUUUGAUGCUCUUAAAAGGAAAUUCCAGUGUGCGACACUUCAGCUGGACUUUCAGCUUCCUGCCCGUUUCAACUUGUCAUACUCAGCUGAAGAUGAAGCUAAAAGGGAACGUCCUGUUAUGAUACACAGAGCUGUCCUUGGAAGUGUUGAGCGGAUGCUUGCAAUACUUUUGGAGCACUAUAAGGGGAAGUGGCCUUUCUGGUUGAGUCCUCGGCAAGCCAUUGUCUGUCCUGUCUCAGAGAAAUCUCAACCUUAUGCUACACAGGUUCGAGACCAGAUCCACAAAGCUGGUUAUUAUGUUGAUGUUGACACAACAGAUCGAAAGAUACAAAAGAAGGUACGAGAAGCUCAGCUAGCACAAUACAACUACAUACUGGUUGUUGGGGAAGAAGAGGCAAAGACAGGAAAGGUCAGUGUUCGUAUUAGGGAUAAAGCUGAUCAUUUCGUAAAGAGUACCGAUGAUGUUAUAUCACAUUUCAGGGAAGAAACAUUGAGUCAUUCAAUUAAUGGCCUAGACUGGGACAACACAGGAUCAAAAUGACAAGUGCGUCCUCUUUUUGCUACAUUGUUCUUCACUCCAUCAUUUAUCUAUUGUAUGGAGUUUUGAGGAUCGAAAAUUGUAUCUGUUGCCACCAUUUAACAAAAUACCAAGAUCAGUUAUAUAUUAUUAAUGUUUUUA
This is a messenger RNA of Nymphaea colorata (pocket water lily), 2410 nucleotides long. RefSeq names its product threonine--tRNA ligase, mitochondrial 1. The coding region runs from base 20 to 2272 and encodes 750 amino acids. The record is from RefSeq and is a predicted model, not a curated record. Gene Ontology annotation, cellular component: cytoplasm; mitochondrion; chloroplast. Gene Ontology annotation, biological process: threonyl-tRNA aminoacylation. NCBI's taxonomy places the organism in Eukaryota, Viridiplantae, Streptophyta, Magnoliopsida, Nymphaeales, Nymphaeaceae. Gene Ontology annotation, molecular function: threonine-tRNA ligase activity; ATP binding. The transcript has 21 exons.